AUGGCGCUUUCAUCUCCCAAACUCAUCCCCUGUCUCUUUUUCGAGACCGAAGCAGAAGAAGCAGCCAAUUUCUACGUCUCAAUCUUCCCCAAUUCGUCCAUCAAGACUGUCUCCCGUUUCCCCGAGACCUUCACAGCGCAGAAGGAUCUCGCGGGGACCGUCAUGAUGGUUGACUUCACACUGAACGGAUACAGCUUCAGUGCUCUUAACACCCGUCCUACGGAGAUCAAGUUCACCGAGGCAGUUAGCCUCCAGAUCAUCUGCGACACUCAGGAGGAGGUUGACCAUUACUGGGACAAGCUGUCUGAGGGCGGCGACGAGAGCAAACAGGUCUGCGGCUGGCUGGGGGACAAGUUCGGGGUUUCCUGGCAGGUCGUGCCCAAGAUGGUGCCGGAGCUCAUGAGUGGUGCCGACGCAGUGAAGAAGGGUAGGGUAAUGAUGGCAUUCAUGAAGAUGAAGAAGAUCAUUAUCCAGGAUGUCUUGGACGCGGUCGAGGGGAAGGCUGAGGGGGGAGAUAAGGCUUAG
Messenger RNA from Rhinocladiella mackenziei CBS 650.93, 525 nucleotides. RefSeq lists its product as uncharacterized. NCBI's taxonomy places the organism in Eukaryota, Fungi, Ascomycota, Eurotiomycetes, Chaetothyriales, Herpotrichiellaceae. Bases 1 to 525 code for a protein of 174 amino acids. The record is from RefSeq and is a predicted model, not a curated record. The transcript has a single exon.